GGCAUUCAAAAAUGCUGCAUGACAUCUUACAAGCUGUCGUCGUAAUCAACACUAUUUCGUGAUAUAAACCAGAGAAUGUCCAAAAAUAGUGUGCAUCCACGAGGUCAUUGGCCACCAGCCAAAUUCGAGGGCACGGCCAGGUCGACGGCCAUUUUCAAUUGUAUAUCCCAUGUCUUUUCGUGGCGGAGCGCGAGGCGGCGGACGUGGCGGCGGACGCGGAUUUAGCGGUGGCCGUGGGGGAGGCCGUGGGUUUGGCGGUCGCGGUGGUGGCCGCGGCGGCUUUGAAGAAGGCCCGCCUGCCACGGUCGUAGAACUCGGCGUGUUCCUCCAUGCGUGCGAAGACGAAAUGGUGUACAAAUCGACCAGCGACAAGGUGCCGUACUUCAACGCGGGCGCAUUCUUGGAAAACAAGACCAAGAUUGGCAAAGUUGAUGAGAUCCUCGGUGCGAUCAACGACGUGAUGUUCACGGUCAAGCCCGAUGCCGGUGUUACCGCCAAGUCCUUCAAGGCCGGUGACAAAGUGUACAUUAGCCCAGACAAAUUGCUGCCCCUCUCCCGAUUCACGGACCAAGGCAAGAGUUCUGGCGGUGGACGCGGCGCUGGUGGCCGUGGUGGUCGUGGAGGUGGCCGAGGAAGCGGCCGUGGUGCUGGAGGACGAGGCGGUGGCCGCGGCGGUGGCUUUGGCGGAGGACGUGGCGGCGGACGCGGAUUUAGCGACUAA
Messenger RNA from Aphanomyces invadans, 721 nucleotides. RefSeq lists its product as hypothetical. NCBI's taxonomy places the organism in Eukaryota, Oomycota, Saprolegniomycetes, Saprolegniales, Verrucalvaceae. The record is from RefSeq and is a predicted model, not a curated record. Gene Ontology annotation, molecular function: box H/ACA snoRNA binding. Gene Ontology annotation, cellular component: box H/ACA snoRNP complex. The coding region runs from base 170 to 721 and encodes 183 amino acids. Gene Ontology annotation, biological process: snoRNA guided rRNA pseudouridine synthesis; ribosome biogenesis. The transcript is spliced from 2 exons.